This is a messenger RNA of Ectocarpus siliculosus, 397 nucleotides long. NCBI's taxonomy places the organism in Eukaryota, Phaeophyceae, Ectocarpales, Ectocarpaceae. The record is from the annotation of a GenBank genome assembly.
UUAACCCCUUUGGGUCUAGGCUGGACUGUCAGAUUUUUUUGUUUGCGCCAAAAAAAACAAAAUGAGAGCGAGAGCGAGCGGGAGAGAGAGAAGUGCAGAGAAAUACACCAGUGUACUUCUGCACACGCAACAGCUAUCUCCACCUGUAGGCCAUGAGAGAAGCCGGCGACAGGGUGGUGGCCACAGACAGGGUCGUAGAAGGGUUGAUAGGUGGUCGCGCUGUGGUCAGUAGGGCAGGUUAGCUGUGUAGACUUCGAAAUGAUCAGUCGUCUAGCUGCCUCAACUAGUCUAUUUUCGGUAUAUUGUAAAUGAUCAGUCCAGAGAGGGCAAAAUGAUCAGUGAAGACCCAUAGCUGGUAUUUGUACUUCUGUACUUCUCUGUUCUCUGUCCCCCCCCG